Chironomus riparius is the source of this 428-nucleotide messenger RNA. The record is from the annotation of a GenBank genome assembly. Lineage: Eukaryota; Metazoa; Arthropoda; Insecta; Diptera; Chironomidae.
UCAGUCAGUCUCUCAUUUGCUUCAGAUCAAUUCACAGUAAUUUUUGUGAUUUAUUUGUAAGGAACAAGCGUGUUUUCUGUAAAAAUAAAAAAUAUAAAAUUAAAUAAAAGUGAAAUUUAAAAAUGAAUGAGUAUAGUCCUUUAAUGUUUUAUCUGUUCACCUUGGUCGUUUGUCUCGGAAUUUUAUUAAAAACCUUUAAAGGUGUUUGUAAGGAUGAGGACAUGGAGUCGUCAAAUUUAGAUUUUCAUGGUGCUCAACGAUCUUUGGAACGACCUCAACCAGGAAUUUUUACAAUUCGACUAGAUCCGCCAAUAAUUGAUCAAAAUUGCGAUGAUAAACCACCAAGCUAUGAGUCAUUAACGCAACCACCGAAGUAUGAAACAGUUAAAGAAGAUUUCUUCGAAUAUCCAUCAGGAAAUUGUGAAUAA